Neurospora tetrasperma FGSC 2508 is the source of this 942-nucleotide messenger RNA. RefSeq lists its product as uncharacterized. The record is from RefSeq and is a predicted model, not a curated record. The coding region runs from base 1 to 942 and encodes 313 amino acids. Lineage: Eukaryota; Fungi; Ascomycota; Sordariomycetes; Sordariales; Sordariaceae. The transcript has a single exon.
AUGUAUCCUCCAACCGUGAACUCGUCUUGCUAUGGCACCAUCAACAACAACACCAAUGGCCCUCACAAUACCACCAUCCUCAACAACUCUGAAAUCGAACCGCUGCUACACCCAAGCGACCAGAUGCCAACAGGCACCAGGACCCCCGACCUGCCAGGCUUUCCCAAAGUCUCACUAGGGACGGCCCCCCCGUCAUCGCGAUGGCGCCGCCACCUGACCACCGACAUCGAUCGCAGCUACGCCGACGUGAUUCUCAUAAUCUGCUACCUAAUCACGGGCCUGCUGGACUCCUCCUCCAUCUCCAUUUGGGGCUCCUUCGUCUCCAUGCAAACCGGCAACACAGUCUAUGCCGGUCUCGGCCUGGCUGCUCCUAACGAAUCCGCACGCUUGAUCAAAUCCGUCACUUCCCUUGCUGCCUUUUGCCUUGGCUCGUUCUUGUUUAGUCGGUUCCACCGCCUCUGGGCCCCAAAACGCCGGUGGGUGCUCUGCGUGUCGUUCACGGCACAGUCUGCAUUUACCAUGGCGGCGGCGGCGGUUGUUACCAUGACGGGCAAGCCGCACUAUAGCGAGGAUGUUGAGUGGCAUGUUUUGCUCCCGAUUGCGCUGUUGGCGUUUCAGAGCGGCGGGCAGGCCGUGACGAGUAGAGUGUUGAGAUACAAUGCGCUGACGAGCGUGGUAUUGACGAGUAUUUACUGCGAUUUGUUUUCGGACGCGGACCUGUUCAAAUUGCAUAAUCGCGAGAGGAACCAAAGGGUGGGCGCGCCCGUGUUUCUGUUCUUGGGGGCGCUUUUUGGAGGCUUUUUUGCACAUACGGCGUUUGGCGUCGCGGGCGCUUUAUGGAUGGCGUCGGGAUUGAAGUUGGUGGUUGUCGUGCUUUGGUUGGUUUGGCCUGCUAAGCCGAAGCCGGUGGUUGAAUAUCCUGAUGCACUGGAGACAGCUUGA